Messenger RNA from Python bivittatus (Burmese python), 899 nucleotides. Lineage: Eukaryota; Metazoa; Chordata; Lepidosauria; Squamata; Pythonidae. The record is from RefSeq and is a predicted model, not a curated record.
AUGCAGACCAGUGCAUCAGAUGUCCAAAUGACCAUCAUCCAAACAAAGUUCAGGAUCGAUGCAUCCCAAAGAUUACAGUAUUCCUGUUUUUUAGAGAAAAGUUGGGCGUCAUCCUGGUUUCCAUUGCUUUAUUCUUAUCUCUGAUCACUGGCUUCAUCUUAGGAAUCUUUCUGAAAUAUCUGGAGACCCCAAUAGUCAAAGCCAAUAACCGGGAUCUUUCCUACAUCAUCCUCGUUUCCCUCCUGUUUUCUUUCUUGUCCACCUUCCUCUUCAUUGGGCGGCCAAGGAGAGCUACUUGCCUCCUCCGACAAACAGCCUUCAGCAUCAUCUUCUCGGUGGCUGUGUCUUCUGUCUUGGCCAAAACAAUCACAGUGGUGCUGGCUUUCGUGGCCACAAAGCCGGGGAAGAGGAUGAGCAGAUGGCUUGGGAAGAAGUUCGCCAACUCCAUUGUCCUCUCUUGUUCUGCUGUCCAGAUAAUCAUCUGCUCCAUCUGGCUGGCUGUCUCUCCCCCUUUUCCUGACUCUGACAUGCACUCCCAGCCUAGAGAGAUCAUCCUACAAUGCAAUGAAGGCUCUGUCGCCAUGUUUUAUGUUGCCCUCGGCUACAUGGGCUUCCUGGCCACCGUCUGCUUCACGGUGGCUUUCCUGGCCAGGAAUCUGCCUGCGGCCUUCAACGAAGCCAAGCUGAUCACCUUCAGCAUGCUGGUCUUUUGCAGCGUUUGGGUGUCCUUCCUGCCUACCUAUCUGAGCACUAAGGGGAAGUCCAUGGUGGCCGUGCAGGUCUUCUCCAUCUUGGCCUCCAGCGCUGGACUCCUGGGAUUGAUCUUCAUCCCCAAGUGCUACAUUAUCAUCUUAAGACCUGAUCUGAAUACCAAGGAGCACCUAACAAGAAAAACAUAA